GCAGGCGGUGGCGGGGAAGCCCCCGGGCGGGAACCAGCUCCAGCUCCGCGGGCAUCGCGGGGGCGGCGGCGGCUCCUCGAGGGGCCGUGCGGAGCUCGGGGGUUUUUAAGAAGACGUUUUUUUGAGCUCCUUGCUUUUUCAUUGAGAUCUCCCUCCCUACCAUUGCAAAGCAAGUCUUUGCAUUUCUAUACGUAUAUUUUUCAUACCUUGUACUAAAACCCGUUUUGGGGAGCAUCGGUCGGCAGGAAAGCUUUGGAGGAAGCAAUCAGGACCAGUGACCAGUCCUCUCACGAUGUGGACCUUUCUGGGUAUCGCCUCCUUCAUCUACGUGUAUAAAAAGUGUGGGGACCUCAUGACUUACGCAAAUAAGGAGGUGCUGCUCUCCGUGUUGGUGUUUUUCUCUCUUGGCUUGCUGCUGUCGUACAGGUACCGCUUCAGGGGGCCCAAACAGCAGCAGCAGCAGAAGACCCACCAGGGGAUGCUCUCUGAUGUUCUCUCAGCUUUGCCACUUGUUGGCUUCUUCUGGGCAAAACCCACCCCAGCAUCUCAACAAGUUGAACAACCCAAAUCCAGAAAGGGUAAAAAAGAAGUAAACUUCUCAGAUGUAUAUCUGACAGAGACUGCUCCAAAUGCAACACUGUCACCCCAAUACGAUCCAGAAAUUAUCAUCGUGGGAUCAGGUGUCCUUGGUUCUUCCUUGGCCACGGUGCUCUCAAGGGAUGGAAGAAAGGUGACCGUGAUAGAGAGAGAUCUGAAAGAACCUGACAGGAUAGUUGGAGAAUUGUUGCAACCUGGAGGUUUUAAUGCCCUUAGAGACUUGGGUCUUGAAGAUACGGUAGAAGGUAUUGAUUCACAAAUAGUAAAUGGUUACAUAAUUCAUGACAUAGAGAGCAACUCGCAGGUUGAAAUUCCUUACCCGACAUCUGAGGAUGGCUGUGUGGCGAGUGGAAGAUCUUUUCAUCAUGGCCGGUUCAUCAUGGGUCUCCGAAGGGCAGCGAUGGCAGAGCCCAAUGCAAAAUUCAUUGAGGGGACUGUGUUACAAUUACUUGAGGAAGACGACUGUGUUGUGGGUGUUCAGUACAAGGACAAAGAAACUGGAGAUACUAAGGAGCUUCAUGCACCACUCACUGUUGUAGCUGAUGGACUUUUCUCCAAGUUCAGAAAAAAACUGAUCUCUAACAAAGUUACCGUUUCAUCCCAUUUCGUUGGUUGUAUAUUGAAGGAUGCAUCACAGGUUAAAGCUAAUUAUGCUGAGCUUGUUUUAGCUAAAACUAGUCCAGUGCUAAUCUAUAAGAUUUCUGCAACUGAGACUCGGGUCCUCGUGGAUAUUCGAGGGGAAAUGCCAACAAAUUUAAAAGAAUACAUGAUUGAGAACGUUCAUCCACAACUACCUGAUCACUUAAAGGAACCAUUCUUAAUAGCAGUUCAAAAUGAUCGUUUAAGGACCAUGCCAGCCAGCUUCUUGCCUCCUUCGGCUGUUAACAAAAAAGGUGUUCUUCUUUUAGGAGAUGCAUAUAAUAUAAGGCACCCUCUAACUGGUGGAGGCAUGAGCGUUGCUUUAAAUGAUGUUAAAAUAUGGAGGAGUUUGCUCCAGGAUAUUCCAGAUCUUUAUGAAGAUUCUGACGUUCUUAAGGCCAAAAGAACAUUUUACUGGUCAAGAAAGAAAUCUCAUUCUUUUGUAGUGAAUGUUCUUGCCCAGGCUCUUUAUGAACUCUUUGCUGCCACCGAUGAUUCCUUGCAUCAGCUAAAGAAAGCCUGUUUCCAUUACUUCAGACUUGGUGGAGAGUGUGUCUCGGGUCCCGUUGGAUUGCUGUCUGUGUUAUCUCCUAAACCAAUGGUACUGAUUGGCCACUUCUUUGCUGUGGCAUUAUACGCUGUUUAUUUUUGCUUUAAGUCCGAGUCCUGGAUCACCACACCUCGAGCGUUUUUCAGCAGUGGAGCUGUUCUCUACCGAAGUUGCUCUGUAAUAUUUCCACUUAUUUACUCUGAAAUGAAGUAUUUAGUCUAUUAAAAUCCAGGAGGAAAUGACUGGAGGAAGAAAACGUUAAAAUCAAGAUGCCUUCAAAGUCUUUGGACAUGUACUAUUUAAUAUUGUAUUAUGUUUUCUUCAAAAUCCAAUUUCCUUGAUAAGGAUUUGACCUAUUUUGGUUUUGUGGUCAUAUACAUAUAUAUUAUAUGUAAAUAUUCUCCUUUGCAAUUAAAAUUCAGAAUGAAUUAGCUGUUUACAAGGAUCAUAAUUAAGUGUUGACAUGUGGUAGAUAAUUGCCAGUUUUGUCAGAAUUUCAUUCCUUGUUUUAUCCAUUGCUGAGUGCACCACUAAUACGAAUAAACUGAGAAGUGAAACUGUAAACCCUAUGCUGCUAUUAUCCUUCAUGCUUGUUUCUGUUCAGUAGUUCCAUAGACUGUUUCUUUAGUGCUGUGAAAUAUUGUAACAUUCUUGAUUUGGGUUAUUUCAUUAGAGUUUGCCUCUGUUCUUUUUCAGUUGUGGCUAAGAUUCUAGUCUACUGACAUUUAAAAGGACACUGUAAAGGAUUUCAGAUUUUGGAGUGUCACUGUAUCUUUAACUCGAGUCACUCUUGCAGGUGCUAUGUUGCUCUUCUGAAAUAAUUAUUCACAGCAGAAUUAAUUUAAACGAGUAAUAAUCAGACCAUAGGUAUGUUGGCUACUGCACCGCACUCAGGUACUGAAAGCACAUGUUUUUCUCCCUGUGUCUCUGCCUUUUAAAAGCUUGGGGGUUUGUUUUGGUUUACUUUGUGUGUGUGUGCAGUUCAAGUUUAACACUGCCGUGAACUAAGCACAGCAACAAACCACAGCUACUGAGACAAAUUCAGUCCGGCCUAUUUCCAGUAGACAGCAAUCUUUAAUGCUACUUCUUAAAAUUCACGACAAGAACCACAGAAGUGUCCUUUUAAUACUUGUGGUAUGUAUUUUUCCCGUUUAAGUUACUGUAUGCUACUAAAGAGGUGAUGCCUUUACCGUUGGUCGCUGUUCCUUUCACCGUCGUCUUCAUCAGUGUGCUUUCCUUUGUUCUUGUGUAUUUGCAUUUCUCUUCACCUUUCUUGUCGCUGCUUUGAGCAUCGCCGUGUGACUCUCCCGUCUGCCUUGCCCAAGCAGCCACGUGCAGCAACAGGUCAGAGAGCAGAAACGGAUCAUGAUUCCCUGUACUGGCGAAACUUUGACUCCGUCUUGGAAAUGUCACAUUGGAUAAGCUGUAUAUAAACAUACACUUUGUGUUGGACUGUGAAAAAAAACUCUGUGGAGAGGCUUUUUUAAUAGUUUAUUUGACGGAUAUUUCAAAUUACCUGUUAUUUUCCAGAAGCAAAACUAUGUAUAUUUUUCUAACCAUUAUCACUUUUGAUACCCUCUUGAAAUUACAGCUGUCGUGAAUAUGUCUGUGUUUAAACUUUAGGGUGAAGUACUAAUACUUUCAAAUAUCAUUAUAUAGGCUGACUAAAUGCUGCCCCUUCAAGGGAACACAAAGCUUGCAGAAUUUAUACAAGUGAUUUCAAAAUUUGUGACAGCUUUGAAAAUAUUAAUUUUACAUUUUCUAUUUUUUUAAUCUAAUUUGCAGCCUUUUUAAAGUCAAUGGUAAGCAAUCCUGAGCCAAAUACACACCCCCAGCUAGCGUAAAUAAAAAGUUGUGGUAUCUGUA
This is a messenger RNA of Columba livia (rock pigeon), 3652 nucleotides long. It is a transcript of the gene SQLE, whose product is annotated as squalene epoxidase. The coding region runs from base 293 to 2011 and encodes 572 amino acids. Gene Ontology annotation, cellular component: endoplasmic reticulum; membrane. Gene Ontology annotation, biological process: sterol biosynthetic process; cholesterol metabolic process. The record is from RefSeq and is a predicted model, not a curated record. Gene Ontology annotation, molecular function: squalene monooxygenase activity; flavin adenine dinucleotide binding. The transcript is spliced from 11 exons. Lineage: Eukaryota; Metazoa; Chordata; Aves; Columbiformes; Columbidae.